Scomber japonicus (chub mackerel) is the source of this 1278-nucleotide messenger RNA. RefSeq names its product GTPase IMAP family member 4-like. The coding region runs from base 1 to 1278 and encodes 425 amino acids. Lineage: Eukaryota; Metazoa; Chordata; Actinopteri; Scombriformes; Scombridae. Gene Ontology annotation, molecular function: GTP binding. The record is from RefSeq and is a predicted model, not a curated record. The transcript is spliced from 4 exons.
AUGGACCUGGGCAACUUGAGCCUCAAUGUUGCUCGGUUAAUGACCUUCUGGACCUCGAAUGGGCCAAUGAACCUAGGUGUCAACUUCUGGUGGACAGCCAAACGUUCUGGCCAGGUUGAUAGCUGCAGCAUCAACUCUGCAUUCUUGAACCUAAACAUAGACGGCAACUAUUCCAACCCAAACAUGGCCAGCAAAUUUGGAUCUGACAUAACCAAUAAUGAGGAGCUGAGGAUAGUGAUGGUGGGGAAGACUGGAAUUGGAAAGAGUUCCUCUGGAAACACCAUCCUGGGAAGAGAAUGCUUUGAAUCAAAGUUCAGUCCUACGUCUAUGACUACAGACUGUUCUAAGGGCAGAGGUGAGGUGUUUGGACAACAGGUUGCUGUUAUUGACACCCCAGGCCUGUUUGACACGAGGUUUGACAAGGAAAAAACAAAGAAAGACCUAAGCCAGUGCAUCUCUUAUGCUGCUCCUGGACCCCAUGUCUUCCUGGUGGUCAUCAGACUGGGAAGAUUCACUGAAGAAGAAAAGCAGACGGUGCAGAAGAUUCAAGAAAUCUUUGGCCAGGCUGCAGACAAAUACAGCAUGGUGCUCUUUACUGGUGGUGAUGAACUAGAUACCACUAUUGAGAAGUUCUUGCGUGAAAGUCCAGACCUGCAGGAACUUGUAGCCAGAUGUAACGGCCAGUACCAUGUCUUCAAUAAUAAACUGAAGGAUGAAGCUCAGGUCUGUGAGCUGCUCCAGAAGAUCAGAGCUAUAGUCCAGGAGAACGGAGGAAGCCACUACACCAACGAGAUGUUCCAAGAGGCUGAGAGGGCAGUCGAAAAGGAGAAACAACGCAUCCUCAAACAGAAAGAAGAACAAAUACGCAGAGAACAAGAAAAACUGGAGGCGAAAUUACAGGAAAAAUAUGAAAGAGAGAUGAAGGAAAUAAAUGCCCGACUCCAGGCUGAGAGAGAGAGGGAGAUGAAGGAGAACAAGAAGGAGAGGGAGGAGAUGAUGAAAAAGUGGAAGAACCUUGAGAAAGAGAGGGAUAGGGAGAGGAAGGAGACAGAGGCACAGAAAAAGAAAGACAGAGAGGAUCAUGAAAAGGCGCUGGCAAACAUGAAGAAACGGCAUGAAGAAGAGCUCAAAAAGGAAAAACAAAAGAUACAGGAAAGACAUGAAAAUGAUGCCAGACAGGAGGCUGAGAGCAUGAAUCCUUUUCUAAAUUUUUUUUUAAAUGUCUGUGAAAUAGUAGUAGGAAUUUUUAACACGCGUUUCCUCAUGCCCACAACGUGA